CCGCGCACGUGACGAGGGCUGCCGGCGAUGACCUCAUCCCUGGUGUGGGAUGACGUCAAAUUCAAGAUGGAUGGAAUCACGGCGGCGGCGGCGGCUGCGGCGCGCGCGGGCUGAGCCCGACGGGACCCGCCUCCCGCCGAGGGGUCGAUAAAGCCAAACAAUGGAGGGACUUCUGCACUAUAUAAACCCAGCACAUGCCAUUUCUCUCUUAAGUGCACUAAAUGAGGAACGUCUCAAAGGACAACUGUGUGAUGUUCUUCUAAUAGUGGGAGAUCAAAAAUUUCGAGCUCAUAAAAAUGUCUUGGCUGCCAGCAGUGAAUACUUUCAGACUUUAUUCACAAACAAGGAGAAUGAAACCCAGUCAGUGUUUCAGCUUGACUUCUGUGAACCAGAUGCAUUUGACAAUGUGUUAAAUUACAUUUAUUCUUCAUCUUUAUUUGUUGAGAAAAACAGUCUUGCUGCUGUACAAGAACUGGGUUACAGCCUAGGUAUUUCCUUUCUUACUAACAUUGUUUCCAAGACACCUCAAGCCCCUUUUCCAACCUGCCCUAGUAAAAAAAUAGCAUUUCAAGAAGAGGAUGAAGGCAGCUCUCAGAAGAGAAGUGUCAUUGUUUGUCAGAGCAGAAAUGAAGCACAAGGGAAGAGUGUCAAUCAAGCCCAACAUGACCUAAGCCAUACCUUAAAGCUUCCACCCUGCAUUGCCGUCAAGACUAAUGCUAGCAGAUCCCACGUGACCAAACCCAGCGAGCCACUUCACACUACGGCAGUCGGCGAAAGAAGGUGGUCAAAGGAAGGUUCUGUCAGCUACGGCAGCCUUCCCGACCCUCCUGCGUCCCUGGAAGAUCCGAACCGAAGUGGGUUGGGGAAGAGAAAUGCAGCCUUGCCUUUGAAGCCUCUACAGGACAGAGAAACUGCAGAUGAAAAACCAGGUGGAAGUGGCCAGCUCCCCAGAGGGAAACCUGUGGAGCUGUCCUCCAAGAGGUCCCGGCCACCGGUUUUGACUCUCCGUGGCUCGGCCGAGGCCCCAUAUGUGCUGCGAGAAGUGGGCAAAGGGAACGAUCAAGGAGAAAACAGAAACUUGUUGUACUACUCCAAAUUAGGACUGGUGAUCCCAUCUAGUGGGUCUGGUCCUGGAAGCCAAAGUAUCGACCGGAGUGGGCCACUUGUCAAAAGCCUCCUCCGAAGGUCAUUGUCGAUGGACAGCCAGGUCCCUGUGUAUUCACCUUCAGCCGAUUUGAAGUCGGCGCCAGGCUCGUCUUUGGGGACAAGCGACUCACCGGGGAACCCAUUUAGCGCGGCAUCCCACAAGCUGUUGGCCAAAGAUCCUGCAGAGAAAACCGCCCCCGAUGACAAGGUCCAGGUGGUCCACCCCCAUCGCCUUAGGUCCUUCAGUGCCUCUCAGUCGACAGACAGGGAGGGAGCAUCUCCCGUUACCGAGGUCCGAAUAAAAACCGAGCCGAGCAGCCCGCUCCCUGAUCCUUCUGAAAUCAUCAGAGUCACGGUGGGAGAUGCUUCGUCGUCAGCCAAUAAAGACUGUUCUUUUAAAACAGAAGACGAUCACAGGGAUAUCAGUAGACUUCCAGCCAAAAGGCGCUUUCAAGCAGACAGGAGGUUACCGUUAAAAAAACUGAAGGUGAACGAGCAGGGUUCUCCCGGAUCGGAGGAUAAUUUCGAAGAAGGAUCCAGCCCCUCUCACCUCGAUGCCGACUUCCCAGAUUCUGACGUCAGUAAAGAUGAGUACAGUGAGUUGGAAGAAACCAGGCCAAACAAGAAAUUUAAAUGCAAACAUUGCCUUAAGAUUUUCAGAUCCACCGCCGGUCUUCACCGUCACGUCAACAUGUACCACAAUCCAGAGAAGCCCUACGCGUGUGAUAUUUGCCACAAGAGAUUUCACACAAACUUCAAGGUGUGGACCCAUUGCCAGACACAACAUGGGAUUGUGAAGAAUCCAUCACCAGCCUCCAGCUCACACGCGAUCUUGGAUGAGAAAUUCCAAAGAAAACUGAUUGAUAUCGUGAGAGAGCGAGAGAUCAAAAAAGCUCUGAUCAUAAAGCUAAGGCGGGGCAAGCAAGGCUUUCAGGGACAGUCCACUUCACAAGCACAGCAAGUCAUCAAAAGGAACUUGAGAUCCAGAACCAAAGGAGCCUACAUUUGUACUUAUUGUGGGAAAGCUUAUCGUUUCCUCUCCCAGUUUAAACAGCACAUAAAAAUGCACCCUGGAGAAAAGCCAAUCGCUGUAAAUAAAGUGGCGAAGCAGAAAGAGCACGUCCGCCUUGAAAAUCCAGUUGAAAGCAAGGAGGUUUACCAGUGCCGCCUCUGCAGCGCGAAGCUCUCCUCUCUCGUAGAACAGGGGAACCAUGAGCGACUCUGCCGAAACGCAACCGUCUGUCCUUACUGUAGCCUUAGGUUUUUUUCCCCAGAGCUGAAGCAUGAACAUGAAAGCAAGUGCGAGUACAAGAAGCUGACUUGCCUUGAGUGUAUGCGUACUUUCAAAUCUUCCUUUAGCAUCUGGCGUCAUCAGGUCGAAGUUCAUAAUCAGAACACCAUGUCGGCCGCCGAAAAUUUCCCCCUACCCGUCCUCGACCACAACGGUGAAGUCCCUACCGCUUCAAGGCUACAGUCCCAAUCGGAGCCUAAUAAGAUCAAUCACCUUGCCACCCCAAAAGAAGACGGGGUAUUCAGCGAUUCUUCGGAACAGAUCAAUUUUGAUUCAGAGGAUUCCUCGUGUCUCCCGGAAGACCUGAGCAUCUCCAAGCAAUUCAAAAUUCAAAUCAAAGAGGAACCCGCAGACGACAUGGAGGACGACGGGGCCGAAACCAGCGCAGCGCCCAAGGAAGCUGCCCCCAGUAAGGACAGUGGGUUAUGGCCCUGUGAAAAAUGUGGAAAAAUGUUUACCGUUCACAAGCAACUGGAGCGGCACCAAGAGCUCCUGUGCUCCGUGAAACCGUUCAUCUGUCACGUGUGUAACAAAGCUUUUCGCACCAACUUUCGUCUCUGGAGCCAUUUCCAGUCCCACAUGUCUCAGGCUACGGAAGAUCCUGGGCAGAAAGAACCCGAGGUGUGUCCCCCCGCUAAUUCACCAUCUCCGCCACCUCUGCCUCCACCUCCACCAUUGCCCAAAAUUCAACCCCUGGAGCCUGACAGUCCCACCGGGAUGACCGAGGGUCCAACUACUACUGAGAAAUUAUUCGUCCCCCAAGAGUCAGAUACCCUCUUUUACCAUGCUCCUCCCCUUUCGGCCAUCACAUUUAAAAGGCAGUAUAUGUGUAAACUUUGUCACAGGACAUUCAAGACUGCAUUUAGCCUUUGGAGUCACGAGCAGACGCACAAUUGAAAGAGCCAGGCACCUUCUCCCUGCUGUCGAAGAAUCGGAGAGACCGUUUCUAAGAUAUUUCAGAAGUUUUGUGCUAUGGGUUGCAAAAUGGGUAAGAGCCCAAAAUGUGUGUUUGGGGGCGGGCGGGGAAAUAAAGGUUAGAACUUGUUAUGCUGCUUCAAUUUACGAUUUGGGGUAAUGAUGGAGUUAAGUAGAAUUUUAAGUAAACUUCUGAAAAACAAAGUAUUGUGAUCUGGGACCUUCUAGAAACAGAAUGAUUUAAUAUAAUGGUGAAAUAUCACAUCCUGAUCGUAUGCAUGGUUCCACGUCCCAUGGUAUCAGUAUAUAUUUUUAAAUCUUGGCUUUUGACCGUGCGUUCAAAUUUAGUGGAAUUCUGUAACAGACUUCUUGUUUUGAUUCUAUUAAACAUAUAAGCUCCAUACAAAUCCAAGCCAUGCACUUGGAGUCUUGACUUUCUAGGGAAGAAGUUGUUGGAGUAUUUUUGCCGUACUGAUUUAGAGUUAGUAUCCUUUAGCAAUAAUAAAUAUAAACCUCAACUUUUAGGAGUUCACCUGACACUUAAGGAAAAUGAAUGUUUGGCAUUCUAAGGUCACGUGAAAUUGUUUUGUUAUCACAUGGACAUCGUGCAAAAUUUAGAAAAAGCUAACAUCAGCAAUAGUAAUACUUGGAUUUUUAUAUACAAAGAGCAGAACACCUGUCAGCUUUUAAUACCAUAAUUUAAAAUGGCCAAACUCUAAGAAAGACUCUGGAAAUGAAAACGUACUGUUUUGUGAAAGGCCUGAGGCCAGUUUAACUGUAGGCACCUCAGUAACUAUAGUAAUUGUAACAAAACAGCACUGUGACUCAGCUGUGUUGUCCUAUUACAAGCUAUGGUUCUGUUUAUUAAUGCAAAAUAACAUUUGGAUAGGUAGAAAAGUUUUGUGUUUCCUCUGUUAAGAAUUUUGAGGUGGAAUGUAUGAAAACAGUAACUUGAAAUGCACAACAUAGCCUUGAAACAAAAGGCAAUACCUUUAUAUGGGGCACUAAUUUUGAUUAAGACUACCAAGAAUAAUUUCCAGGGCUAGAUUGGAACAGGUAUUGGCGGAGAUACCGGACAUUACCCUGCAUAAAAUAAUUUAUCAGACUUUCUAAUAAUUUUACAUAUCUAGCUUCAAGCAGAGGAAAAACACACUACAAGUUUUUAUGUUUUUCAGAUACCAUAUAUAAAAUAUGAGAAGUUUUUUUCUGCCACAUUUUGUCAUUUGUCUGGAAAUUUUAUACUGUAGGGUUUGCUGGUGUAUCUUUUUGGUUUCUUUAAAUCACAGGAACAAUUGUGAUUUCCAUAUCGAAACUGUAAUACCAUCCUAUUGCUCCGAGUCACACCUGGAAAAGUUAACGUUAGUAAUGCUAUAGGUAUUGCUAGAACAACAGUAUGCGUCCAAAACUAGUUUUUGCCAUUCAUUUGGAUUUCCAUUAUUGAUUGGAACCGUCAAUUUUAGCCAAGUCUUUCUCGUUUCUGUAGGUGUGGCUGGCAGUAUGGAAAUAUACUGAGUAAAAACGAUGCGGUCUAUUGCAAAUGAUGCAUAACUAUGGUCAUCCAUUUCGGUAUUCCAGUUAGGCUUUAAGAUGGAGUGGGGUGGAAUAAAAUUAAAAUAGUACAAUUAACACUACACAAGUAAUACUAGAGCCCAAUCUGAUUAAAAUUCAGAUGCUUCUCAGAUGCAUGAGAAACUGCUGUAGCUAGGAAAUAAUUUUCUGUGCUUACGAAGCUAUUGCUGUGGCUGACCAACAUUACGCCUAUCUCAAGUUUUCCCCACAUUCCAGUUCAAUGGUGUGAAGAAACUAUUAGGCUUUUUUAAAAAACAUAAUUCAGUAAGUAUCCACCAGGAUCUUUGGGGAAAAGGCACGACGGAAUUCAUUAUGUUUUCACAAUAGCAGAUGAAACAACAUACUUUCCCUGAAAUAAACUAAUGCAAUAGAAUGUCAAAACACCACAUAAAAUAAUUACAUCCCUUUCUUUUCUCCUACUUUUAACUCAUUUUUGUAUAAGAACAAGUUUAAUUUAUAGGAGAGUGAAACUAAGCCACAUUUUAGCCAGAUUUGACAAUUGCCAUUUUUACAAUUGCCCGGGAGAAGAAAUCUAUGCAUCAGGUAGAAAAAAAUUGGAAGACAUGCUAUUCUUGAGAAAUAAGAGGGUCCCUGGGUUUUCACUUCAAUAAACCCUACUUUGUAUUCUUAGUAAACCUGGAGUAUGCUUAGCCUCAAAAAUGAUCUCUCACCCUCAGAGAGAUAACCAGCGUAAUUAUUAAAAUCAGAUUAAUUUAAUCUGGAAUAAUUCUUUGAUACUAUAUCUUUGGCCUUGUAGAAUUCUAAAUACAGGGACCUGAAACUUUGCCACAUUUUUGAAUAUUUUUUUUUCAAAUGUAAUAUGUAUUGUAAAAUAUUUUUUAUCUAAAUAGUCUCUCAGUUUGUCAGAUUUGAAAAAGUUUCUAAUUUGGGGGAUAUUUUGCCUUGUGUCAUAAAUUAAUUCCGAUUUUGUCCAGUCAAAGAACACAGGAGCUCCAAAUAGAAUUUUGAAUCUGAAACAUUUAUACAUAGUUCUGGUUUUUCUAUUGCUUUUUAUACAGUACCUUAAAGGCAUUGGGCUGAAAGAGUGUGUUUAUUUUGGAGAAUAUGAAAUUAAAUAUGCUUCCACUUGUGUAAUUUUAAUGUUUAAGAGUAAAAUAAUGGAAAAGAAAUGUUAACUGCUUAUUAUUCAGUAAAGAGCUUUUAAGGAUGUUUAGCUUGGCCAUAACCAGAAUAAAAGGCAGAUUGUUGAUACAAAAGAAGUUGUCUCUCAUUAAUUCAGUAAUUCUUAAUUUUGAUGUUAAAAUGUCCACUUGGUGAGGCCUUCCUUUUCUGUUAUUACCUUUAAAAAUAUACAGAGCUUAUAUUAUUCCUUGUGGUUAUUCAGGAUGCCUGUUUCUUAAAGUGUUAUGGGACGAGCAUACAUUUGUUUUCAUAUCUAUUUGUUACACUGAGAAUUAAGUUCCUGAAUGAUUGUUUUCUUACAAAAACAAAAAAGGUCUUAUGACAAAUCCUGCAAUGUUAUAUCAACCAUUCAAAGUAAGGAAUAUAACUGAACACUGGUGGGUUUAACAGAGCAACACUAGAAAUUUCAUGCAGUUGAGUGUUUCAUUUAAAGCUAAUCCUAUAGUUUAUUGUAUAAAUUUAAAAUUUUGCCAAGUAUGCAGAGAACAUUCUGGUAGGAGUACGUCACUGUAUUUGCCUUAACUAAUAGAUGAUUUGUCUCCAGCCGUUAUAUUCUGGGAAGCAGUGGGUCGAAUUUGAAUGUAAUUCCAGUCUUCUUGUUCCAGAAACUAAAUUCUAAUAAUAUUUUUGCAUGAAACUGCUGCUGGGUACUAAUAAGAGACUGGAUGAGGAACAAAGGUAGAAUAUGGCUCAAUAUGGAACAAAGAUAGGGUUUAGGAUAGUCCAGUACCUUUUAAGGUAUGAUUACCUAGAUUUUUUUUUUCACCACAGUAAGAUGACAAUGCGAUGCAGAAAUAGAUUUUGGCAUAUUGCACUUAGUAUAUUGGCAUUGAGUUAAAUAUGAUUGUAUUAGUUUUUAAUGUCCAUUAAUGUAUAUUUGCCGUUUUUUAAAACUUAAAGGGACAUUGAAGUAAAAAUGAUUUUAGUAAAUAUUCUUCUGUAUAAUACUAUAACUUUUAAACUUGAAAAAAGUUUCAAAAUUUAGCUUUCUCCCUAUUUACAUUUUACUCAUUUUGACUAGCGUAAGUUAGCUCAUUGCUUUGAUUUUGUUUAGUUUAAUUCCCUAGUUUGUGAAGGGUAUUCAGUACUCCUAGGGAAAGGUCAAUUACUGGACCUUUUUCAUUUCAUGAUAUUAUCUAUGUAUUAUAUUAUGUUUUGUCAAACGUUUUAUUGACAACUCUCAAGUGUCUCAUGGUAACCCUUUUAGAAAUGAUUCAGUACUGUUUGGUUAAUUUUUUUUUUCUUUUAAGAGGUUGCCACUGUGUAGACACAACCUAACCUAAAACCAAUCUUCAAGUGAAAAAUCUUUUGAAAUUACCUUCACUAUUUCUAAAUUUCAGUAAAAUGGUCAUGAAAGGAAGUCAAAUCAGGGGAGCAAUUUUAUAAUACUGUAUAUUUUGUAGCUAUUGUAUAUUUUUCUUGAUAUAGUAUAUCAUUGUUGAAUUUUAAUUAGGAAUAAAGUUUUUUGAAUUAAAUUUAUAAGUAUAGGUUACUCUCUUAAUCUGAUGUUAAUCCAUUGCUUCUUUGUAUCACUUUUCUACUGUCUGUGUUGUUUCCUUUGCUUAGAUCUUGACUGAAAUUGUUGGAGUCCAAUAAAUUUAUACUUCGUUUCUUUUGA
Messenger RNA from Ornithorhynchus anatinus (platypus), 7682 nucleotides. RefSeq names its product zinc finger and BTB domain containing 21 (gene ZBTB21). NCBI's taxonomy places the organism in Eukaryota, Metazoa, Chordata, Mammalia, Monotremata, Ornithorhynchidae. The transcript has 2 exons. The coding region runs from base 161 to 3334 and encodes 1057 amino acids. Gene Ontology annotation, cellular component: nucleus. Gene Ontology annotation, biological process: negative regulation of DNA-templated transcription; regulation of transcription by RNA polymerase II. The record is from RefSeq and is a predicted model, not a curated record. Gene Ontology annotation, molecular function: RNA polymerase II cis-regulatory region sequence-specific DNA binding; protein binding; DNA-binding transcription factor activity, RNA polymerase II-specific.